AGUUCCAGCUCCAGAGCACCAGGUGGCGCCGUCUCUGCUCCUAGCCCUGCGGCGGAAGGGCAGCGUCUCAGGCUCUGUGGUCAAAGUGCACGGCGGCGGGGUUGUAGCGUUUGCUACGGUUCCGCUUUGUGGGCGCUGCCCGGCUAGGGCUGGCCGAACGGGACCGGGAUGGGGCUCUGCUUACCUUGCAUGGGGGGAGCUGCUGAUGACGUAGUGGAGACGCCGGACCCGGAAAUUAAAAGAAGACAACUUGCUGAAGCUGCAGAAAAAAGGCAGAUGGAGGCCUCCUCUCGAGGUAUUAAGAAUCUGUCUUCUGUAGAACAAAAGAAAAGGAGACAGGAGGAAAUGGAAAAACGUCUUGAAACAGCAGCCCCUGGACCAGAAGGUGGCGGGCUUAGAUGGCAAGUUGGAUAACUGGCGCAGCUCCGGAUGGGAAGGAUGGGAUGAAUGUUCUACUGCCAAUAACUUGCCAGUUCCUGCAGCUGAAUGACACUUGUCCAGUGUGUUUGGCUUUUGCCAUCGUUUGCCUCUGGAGACUUAGCAGUACAUUGCCAUCAUGGCAGGGCAGAUUGAAAAAUGUGCACUAAGGAUACUUUUUCAAACCAAAACCUCACAAUGUACAGCAGAGAUGGCCAAAACCAGUUGUUUACUAGUUAAGUUGCCAUACUGUGUAACAUUGCAUGUCUUAACAUAUUGGAGGGGGCAGGCAGAUUGUGUAAGAGCCUGUGUAAUGAAAAAUGAAAAGUUAAUAGUUUGAUUGUUUUGGAGGUAAUCCUGCUUUUAGUAAUUUCCCUAGAUACUUAACUGUGUUCUUUUGUCUGUGUCAUUGAAGCCACAAACUCAACCCCAUUACUUAGAACUAAACUGGGCUGAAGUCAGUAGGCUUUCCUAAACAUUCUGAAGGUGGAAGCUUUUGUGCCUUUGAGGGUGAAUUUACAUGUUUUAAGAGAAAUGUCACCAUGAGGUGAGAAAUGCCUGUCCACUGUGGAGAAAUUAAUAUUCAGCCAUGCAAAAGGGACUGUUAGUUGUACAGUAGAGGCUAAUCCAUGGCCAUGAUUUUCAUUUACCAUACCAAGACAGUUUUUUUUUAAAGAAAUACUGAAAAUAUUUACUACUUUGUGGUGAGAUUUCUCUCUAAAAAUGAACAUAUAGACUUAAUCUGAGAAAUCCUGAAGGAUGGUUGGGUUUCUGCAAAUCUAUAGUUACUAAAAAUUACUUCAAAUUAUUAUGAUACAUAUGUACUUAUGCCAAGAUAAAUACAUGUAUAUGGUUUAUUCUAUCUUUUGGAUUUUCCUUUUUAUAAUAUCUGGGGCUUCAUGAUAGUUCAUUAAAAAUACAACAACUAAGCUAA
Molecule: messenger RNA, 1351 nt
Organism: Heteronotia binoei (common prickly gecko)
Lineage: Eukaryota; Metazoa; Chordata; Lepidosauria; Squamata; Gekkonidae
Gene: SVIP
Product: small VCP interacting protein
Exons: 4
Coding region: 169-414 (81 amino acids)
Biological process (GO): negative regulation of retrograde protein transport, ER to cytosol; negative regulation of VCP-NPL4-UFD1 AAA ATPase complex assembly; positive regulation of autophagy
Cellular component (GO): endoplasmic reticulum membrane
Source: RefSeq, a predicted model, not a curated record